Oncorhynchus masou masou (cherry salmon) is the source of this 3803-nucleotide messenger RNA. RefSeq names its product ATP-binding cassette subfamily G member 4-like. Gene Ontology annotation, cellular component: membrane. The record is from RefSeq and is a predicted model, not a curated record. The transcript has 15 exons. Lineage: Eukaryota; Metazoa; Chordata; Actinopteri; Salmoniformes; Salmonidae. Bases 1 to 2013 code for a protein of 670 amino acids. Gene Ontology annotation, molecular function: ABC-type sterol transporter activity; ATP binding; ATP hydrolysis activity. Gene Ontology annotation, biological process: cholesterol homeostasis; cholesterol efflux; transmembrane transport.
AUGGUGUUUGACUCUGAGGAUUGGUGCCUCAAACACACCCCUACACCUCCGUUGCAGAACGGUGGUAUGGCUGAUAGUGGAACGGCCGUCAAGCCUCCUGAACCUGAAUCAGUCAGCAUCCCGAUGGAGGAAACCAUCUGUAAUGGGGGAACACAGGAGCCUUCUCUGUUGACAAAUCUGAAGAAGGUGGAGAACCACAUCACAGAGGCCCAGCGUUUCUCCCAUCUCCCCAAGCGUUCGGCGGUGGACCUGGAAUUCACAGAGCUCUCCUACACCAUCCGUGAAGGGCCGUGCUGGAGAAAGAGAGGUUUUAAAGCCUUACUUAAGUGCCUGUCGGGGAGGUUCUGCAGCCGAGAGCUGAUCGGAAUCAUGGGGCCCUCUGGGGCCGGCAAGUCCACUCUGAUGAACAUCCUGGCUGGCUACAGGGAAACAGGCAUGAAAGGGAAGAUCUUGGUGAAUGGGAAACCCAGAGAUCUCCGCACGUUUCGUAAGAUGUCCUGUUAUAUCAUGCAGGAUGACAUGCUGCUGCUGCACCUCAGUGUCCGGGAAGCCAUGAUGGUUUCGGCCAACUUGAAGCUCAGUGAAACUAUGGAAGUGAAAAAGGAACUGGUGAAUGAGAUCCUGACUGCUCUAGGGCUCCAGGAGUGUGCUCACACUCGCACCAGCUCCCUAUCUGGGGGGCAGUGUAAACGGCUGGCAAUCGCCCUUGAGCUAGUCAACAAUCCCCCGGUCAUGUUCUUUGAUGAGCCAACCAGUGGACUGGACAGUGCCUCCUGUUACCAAGUGGUUUCUCUUAUGAAAUCUCUAGCCCUGGGGGGACGCACCAUCAUCUGCACCAUCCACCAGCCCAGCGCCAAACUCUUUGAGAUGUUUGAUAAGCUGUACAUCCUGAGUCAGGGCCAGUGCAUAUACAAAGGCACCGUCCCAUACCUCAUCCCCUAUCUGAAGAACCUGGGGCUCCACUGCCCCACCUACCACAACCCGGCAGAUUUCAUCAUCGAAGUGGCAUCGGGGGAGUAUGGAGACUGGAAUCCUGUUCUGUUUGAGGCGGCCCAGGGUGGAAUGUGUGCCAUAGAGGAGAAGGAGAAGUCAUGUGACAAAAAUGACACAUCCGCUGUUUGUCCAACAACGUGCCUCAAGGACUCAGGAGCCAUUGAGAGCCAUUCAUUUGCCACAAGCACUUGGACACAGUUUUGCAUUCUCUUCAAUAGAACGUUGAUGACAAUAUGUCGAGACCAGGUGUUGACACACCUAAGGCUGAUGUCACACAUCUCUAUAGGAGUACUGAUCGGCUUGCUCUACUUGAACAUUGGCAACGACGCCAGCAAGGUCUUCAACAACACCGGCUUCCUCUUCUUCUCCAUGCUCUUCCUCAUGUUCGGAGCUCUGAUGCCCACCGUGCUCACAUUUCCUCUGGAGAUGUCAAUUUUUCUGAGGGAACAUCUAAACUACUGGUACAGCCUGAAGGCUUACUAUCUGGCUAAGACUAUGGCUGACAUUCCAUUCCAGGUCCUCUGCCCCGUCAUGUACUGCAGUAUAGUGUACUGGAUGACCGAUCAGCCUCCGGAGGCCACCCGCUUCCUGCUCUUCCUGGCCCUGUCCAUCUGCACGGCCCUGGUAGCCCAGUCACUAGGGCUCCUGGUUGGUGCUGCCUCCACCAACCUCCAGGUGGCCACUUUUGUCGGCCCCGUCACUGCCAUUCCUGUUCUUCUCUUCUCGGGUUUCUUUGUCAACUUUGACACCAUUCCCAAGUACCUGCAAUGGAGCUCUUAUGUGUCCUAUGUCAGGUACGGCUUCGAGGGGGUGAUCCUGUCCAUAUACGGGAUGAACCGUACCUAUCUGUAUUGUCCGGGGAAAGUGUGUAAAUUCCAGAAGCCUGAGGAGGUCCUCCAACUGUUGGACGUGGAGGACGCCAAGCUCUACAUGGACUUCAUUGUUCUGGGGAUCUUCUUCGUGAUUCUCCGAUUGGCCACCUACCUAGUGCUGCGCUACAAGGUCAAGUCAGAGCGAUAGGUCUCACCCUCAAGGCCCCCACCCUGUUUUGUGCAAAGCUAUUGUACUGUACCACGUGGGCCCAACAUAUAAUACUGGAUAUCAAUACCAUAAAUCGCUGUUUGGAAAAACUGGAAUAUAUCACUUUUCUCUGAAGUCAUGAUGUGACCAGAGAAGAGACAUCUAACAAACAUAAAUGUUUUACCUCAGCAAGUAGGACUCCAAACAUCUACAAGCAUCUCUAUGUACAGUAGGGUAGUACUGAUGAGGGCACGCAGACUAUUCAAAGGACUGACCUGCAGGAACAACCAAAAACAGAGAAUGUUUACACAUCAUUUAGCCUUGGCAUAGCCAGAGGACAUUCUACUGUUGCACUGGAGUGUGUCUGGUUUUAAAGACAGAAUGAAUCAGUAUUUUAAUCAAAUUUCCUCAACUGAACGGAACUAUUCACUUUUCUUCCUAUCUUUGACUCUCAUCUAUGUUUUAGUUACAGUUUUGAGAACUAGAAAAUAAAUAUGACUUAUUUUACCUGGUAACAAUGUAUGAAAAACAAAUCUGUACAUUAUUAGGCUAUUGACUUGUUUUUAUACUGUCUGAAAAAUGUACCUUUCUCUAAAAUGGAUGAUUCUCCUAAUGAUAUAUUUUUUGGUUUCUCUAAUCAAUUAACUGUUCACGUCCUACAUGAUGUACUGUAUGUAUGCAACAUUGUUGAGUUUAGUUUGGGUAAUAGAUUAAAUAGGUAAUAUUAUCCUCAAACAUAGUCCUAAACCUGUCUCCACUGCCACAGUAAUGUAUAUAUUUAUAGUGUAACCAGAGAUGCAACAUUCAAACUUUACUUCUACCUAACAAUGGAUGACUUUAAAGGCCCAGUGCAGUCAAAACCGUUACUUCCUGUGUUUUAUAUAUAAUUCCAAACUAUGAGGUUGGAAUAAUACUGUGAAAUUGUGAAAAUGAUGAUAGUCCUCUUAGUGUUAGAGCUGUUUGGGGGGGGGAAAACACCUGAAAUUUCAGCCAGUUUUGGUGGGAUGGAGUUUUGGCCUGCCUGGUGAAAUCACCAGGCGGUAAAUUAGUUAAUGGACCAAUAAGAAAGAGUUCCAAACUUUCCUGCCAAUAACAGCUAGUUUUCUGUUUUCCCCUCCCCACUCAGAUCACUCCAAGACAUUCCUAGCAAAAUUAUUACUUGAGAAAUUGCUCUUUGGUAAAAAAUAAUCCCAGUAAAAGGUACUUAAUUGUUACCCAAAAAUGAUUUGAUAUUGAGAUAAAAAUGACAGUAUUUGACCUUUAAUAAUAUAAUGGCUGUUUUAUAUAAACCUUCAUUACAGUCUAGUCAUCCAUGGCUAACUGCCACCUUGCGCACAAGCAUUCACGGUCUCAGUUCGUAGGACUUGCUUGAUAUUCUUAUGAGUGUGUGUGAGUUGCAUAUUUGACCGUUGUUGGAAUUGGGAUACCCGGAUUUCAGGAAAACAAGCCAAGAGAAUGAGUUACAGUAGGCUAUGUUGCAAAAUUUUGUUGGAUUCUGAAUUUUCAGUUACAAUAAACUGUGACAUUCCUCAAAUAUUUUAAUUAUCUCACAUAUUUUGACCUCUUUCUCCCCACCAGCCGUCCCUAUGUUGAAAGCCUUUGCUAUAUGACAAACUUGAUCAUUUGUACAGCAUCGCAAAUGGCUGGUAUUUCAAUAAAGACUUUAGAUUUUACUCACUUAUGAUUGUGUUGCAAUGUGUUUGUCAUGGAUCAUGGGGAAUAUAUAGCCAAGAUCUCAACUCCAAGAAUUUAAGCUCUGACUCUUUCAAGUUGCUAGCAAAAUGUAAAUU